AUGCCAUACGUCCUACGAGGUCGCAGAGUCCUGAUUACUGGCGGCUCCAAGGGUCUAGGUGCAGCCAUCGCAAACGCCUUCGCACGUGAGGGUGCUUCAAUCGCUCUGAACUAUGUUGCAGAUGCUCGGGCCGCACAAGACUUUGCCGUCGAUCUCACUAAGCGCCACGGUAUCAAGGCUGUCGCUAUACAAGCCGUGGGUGACGUUGUGGACAUCUGUUCUGACACUGAUAUCGAACGGCUGGUCGCAACAGCCACCGUGGAACUGGGCGGUAUUGAUGUUGUUAUCGCAAAUGCUGCAUGGACCGAGUUCUCCGCUUUCGAUGACCUACGAGCGUUGAGUGACGAGAAAUGGAACAAAUGUUGGUCAGCCAACGUAAUGUCAAGUUUACGUCUCUUUCGAGAGGCCCAGCCGCACUUGACAGCAACUCCAGAGGGUGGUGUAUACCUCUACACAGCAUCAACAGCAGGGGUGUCGGUGUCAGGAAGCAGUAUGGCGUAUUCUGUAACAAAGGCGGCAGGGUUGCAACUCGUCAAGUGUCUGGCCCAGACUGAUGGACGCAUUCGGACUAACGCUGUGCUGCCUGGCCUCCUACUCACGGAGUGGGGCAAACGGUACUCUCCCGAGUUCGUGCAGAAAUGGCAAGCGGAUAACCCUCUGCAAAGAGUGCCUGAGCCCGAAGAGUGCGCCGAUAUUUUCGUUGCGCUCGCGAAAAACCUUUCGAUGACUGGGCAGCAGAUUCCCAUAGAAUGCGGGUGGCUUCUAACACACUCACAUUGA
This is a messenger RNA of Baudoinia panamericana UAMH 10762, 780 nucleotides long. RefSeq lists its product as uncharacterized. Gene Ontology annotation, molecular function: oxidoreductase activity. Lineage: Eukaryota; Fungi; Ascomycota; Dothideomycetes; Mycosphaerellales; Teratosphaeriaceae. The coding region runs from base 1 to 780 and encodes 259 amino acids. The transcript is spliced from 6 exons. The record is from RefSeq and is a predicted model, not a curated record.